Molecule: messenger RNA, 804 nt
Organism: Sclerotinia borealis F-4128
Lineage: Eukaryota; Fungi; Ascomycota; Leotiomycetes; Helotiales; Sclerotiniaceae
Source: the annotation of a GenBank genome assembly
AUGGAAGGACGGCGAGAUUCUAACGCUUCGGACGAUACUUUUAUUGAUCUUCAACAAUUAGAUCCUUCACCUAUAGAUUCUCCACCUGAUUGGGAUGAAAAACUACCUCAGCUACCUUCACAUGCCUCAUUUGGGAGAUCUUCAACAUUAGGACUUAGUGGCUCCGGCCAUGGCGCUGUAUAUUAUCAAUCCUUCCCCUUCGAACCCCUCCUCAUCGGUCUCCCCCUUGUCGCCCAUAUAACUUCGGGCGUCGCCUUACGUCUCUACCGCCGUCGCGUUGCUGAAAAACGUUACUCCUCGCAUCAACCCUCCAGUUCUCUUUCAUACUUUUCCUUCUUAUCGCCGAAGUUUUGGCCGUCAAUCUCCUACACCUCUAUUUCAGGCUAUAUUCUCGCUCCUCUUGUAGCAUCUCACACAUUUGUCAACCGAAUCAUCCCUUUGAUACAUGAGGGGGGAUCAUCUGGUGUUGGGCUAGGAUAUGUUGCGCAUGGCUUUGCCAAACAUCCUAAGCUCGCGUGGACAACGUAUGUAGCUUUGGUUGGAAUAGGUGCGGGUCAUAUGGUUUGGGGCGCUGCAAAGUGGUUAAACCUAUUAUCUAGAGGGACUGAGAAAGAAAUAAGAAGGAUAUGGUGGAGUCUCAAUAGUAUUGUCGGUCUUGUGGGAGCUAUUUGGUAUGCCGGCGGAUUAGGCAUUGUUGCACGAGGCGGAGCGGAAACUGGUUGGGUUGGUACUGGAAACGGAGUGGGUAGUGGUGCAGAUUUUUAUCAAGAUCCUGAUAUUUUGACAACACAGCGAGGUGUUUAA